This is a messenger RNA of Betta splendens (Siamese fighting fish), 6797 nucleotides long. Its product is annotated as cadherin-4-like. Gene Ontology annotation, molecular function: calcium ion binding; cadherin binding. Gene Ontology annotation, cellular component: adherens junction; catenin complex; plasma membrane. Gene Ontology annotation, biological process: homophilic cell-cell adhesion; multicellular organism development; cell-cell junction assembly. The coding region runs from base 361 to 3162 and encodes 933 amino acids. NCBI's taxonomy places the organism in Eukaryota, Metazoa, Chordata, Actinopteri, Anabantiformes, Osphronemidae. The record is from RefSeq and is a predicted model, not a curated record. The transcript is spliced from 17 exons.
GCGCCUGCGGUGCCGGCCGCUGGCUCCGACGCGCCGGCGAGUGUCCCUUUAAAUGUGUGUGCGGGCGCGGGUGCGCGUGUGAGCUUCCCCGCACCGGGUGAAAGGAGGGGUUGGGGAGUGACGCUGGCUGCGCCUUGAUGCUGAGCGGAGCGCUCACCUGCGGAUGAGAGAGCCAGGGAAAGUCGGGGCGCAGCUGCAGCACAGUGAACGGAGCACGAGGAGAGGAGGGGGGGGACGUGUCCAACUCUCUGCGCAGGAAAGGAGGAAAUUAAACAAUCGCCGCGGAAGAAUUCCACGUCGCCACUCUCUCGGUGUCGUCCCUCGCUCAGGCAGCCCCGACUCGUUCGCUCGCUCGCCACGAUGAGAGCUGACUUCGCGCUGUUGCUGACAGCAGCCCUUCUUCUUGACACAUUCUGGAGGAAUAAUGGGGAGCGCGCUUCCAAAGGUCCCUGCCGAGCUGGCUUCUCACAAAGCUUCUACUCUGUGCCCAUUUCACGGGAUGUACUGCAAGGCCGGGCCGUCGCGCGAGAUAUCACGGUGUCAUCGCACAAAGUGGAGUUUGACGACUGCACGGGGAACGAAGCGGUGAUUUUCCAGAGCAGUGACCCCAACUUCAGCGUGACGGCAGAUGGAUCUAUCGUUGCCCGGGGAGCGAGCGCCAGCCUGGAUGAGCCGGUCCAGUUUAAACUGACAGCGCACGGUCCACACGAACGAGUGUGGGAGACCGUGGUCCAACUGGCACCGAUCGACCCGCCGCCACCUCGGCAGAAUAAUAAUGAGGUCACGAACGAAGCUGGGAGAGGCGCCGAGAGGGCAGACGAGGAGCCGUUCCCAGCAACACCUCCUGUCAUCAAGUUCUCCAGCUCCGGCCCGGUCCGCUCCAAGGGUCUGCGGCGGCACAAGAGGGACUGGGUGAUCCCGCCCAUUAACGUGGCCGAGAACUCGCGAGGACCGUUCCCUCAGAUGCUCGUCAGCAUUCGUUCAGACCAGGACCAAGACAUCUCAAUCCGAUACAGCAUCACUGGGGUGGGAGCGGAUCAGCCACCCAAUGAGGUGUUUAGUAUUGACCCUGUGCUUGGAAAGAUGUUUGUCACCAAACCUCUUGAUCGAGAGCACCGCUCUUCUUACCAUUUGCGAGCCCAUGCUGUGGACAUGAAUGGGAACCAGGUUGAAAACCCCAUUGAUCUCUACAUCUUUGUCAUUGACAUGAAUGACAACAGACCCGAGUUCAAAAACCAGGUCUACAAUGGCUCUGUGGAUGAAGGAUCUAAGCCAGGGACGUACGUGAUGCACCUGUCAGCCUUCGACGCCGACGACAACACCACUGCUAACGGGAUGGUGCGCUACCGAAUCCUGUCGCAGACGCCGCACAUCCCCAUCCCCAACAUGUUCACCAUCAACAGCGAGACGGGAGACAUCGUGACGGUGGCACCGGGGCUCGACCGAGAGAAAGUGUCCCAGUACACCAUCAUCGUGCAGGCCACUGACAUGGAGGGGAACCUGAACUUUGGCCUUUCCAACACAGCUACCGCCAUCAUCACUGUCACAGACAUCAACGACAACCCUCCCAUGCUGACCUCCAAAACUUUCUCCGGCGAGGUUCCCGAGAACCGCGUGGACGCGGUGGUGGCGAAUCUGACGGUGAUCGACGCCGACCAGCCGCACUCGCCCAACUGGAACGCCGUCUACCGGAUCAUCGGCGGAGACCCCACCGGCCACUUCACCAUCCGCACCGACCCGGUCACCAACGACGGCAUGGUCACCGUGAUCAAGCCGGUGGACUUUGAGAUGAACCGCGCCUUCGUGCUGACAGUGGUGGUCUCCAACCAGGCCCAUCUGGCCAGCGGCAUCCAGUCAUCUCUCCAGUCCACAGCUGGAGUCACCAUAUCGGUCCAGGACGUCAACGAGCCUCCGUACUUCCCCACCAACCCCAAACACAUCCGUUUUGAGGAGGGCGUCCCUGCCGGCACCAGCCUCACGACCUUCUCAGCCUCAGAUCCCGACCGACUGCAAAUGCAGCAGAUGAUCAGGUAUUCAAAGAUGAACGACCCCGCCGACUGGCUGUCCAUCAACAGAACCAACGGUCAGAUCGUAACCACGGCCACGCUCGACCGGGAGUCCGUCUACGUCAAGAAUAAUAUAUACGAAGCCACCUUCCUGGCAGCGGACAACGGCUCCCCCGCCGCCACCGGCACCGGCACGCUGCAGAUCUACCUGAUAGAUAUUAAUGACAACCCCCCGGCGCUGCUGCCCAGGGAGUCUCAGAUCUGCGAGCGGAUGAACAGGAAUGUCAACGGUGUCAACAUCACUGCCGCCGACGCCGACACCGACCCCAACGCCGGGCCUUUCGUCUUCGAGCUCCCCAGCUCGCCCAGCAGCAUCCGACGCAACUGGACAAUAACGCGGAUCAGCGGCGACCACGCCCGCCUGGGUCUGCGCUACCAGAUCUACUUAGAGCCGGGGGUGUACGAGGUCCCCGUCAUCGUGUCCGACUCAGGGAACCCCCCGCUGACCAACAGGUCGGUCAUUAAGGUCAAAGUGUGUCCCUGCGACGACAACGGAGACUGCACCACCCUGGGGGCCGUGGCGGCCGCCGGCCUGGGGACCGGAGCCAUCAUCUCCAUCCUCAUCUGCAUCAUCAUUCUGCUCAGCAUGGUGCUGCUGUUCGUGGUGUGGAUCAAGCGGCGAGAGAAGGAGCGGCAGACGAAGCAGCUGCUCAUCGACCCCGAAGACGACGUCCGGGACAACAUCCUCAAGUACGACGAGGAGGGCGGCGGAGAGGAGGACCAGGACUACGACCUGAGCCAGCUGCAGCAGCCCGACUCCCUGGAGCACAUCAUCAGCAAACCCCCCGGCGUCCGCAGGGUGGACGAGCGGCCCAUCAUCCCCGAGUCCCAGUAUCCCAUCAGGCCCGUGGUGCCCCACCCAGGAGACAUCGGGGACUUCAUCCACGAGGGCCUGCGAGCAGCGGACAACGACCCCACCGCCCCCCCCUACGACUCCCUGCUGGUGUUCGACUACGAGGGCAGCGGCUCCACCGCCGGCUCCGUCAGCUCGCUCAACUCCUCCAGCACGGGGGACCAGGACUACGACUACCUCAACGACUGGGGCCCGCGCUUCAAGAAGCUGGCCGACAUGUACGGGGGCGGGGACGACGACUAAAGCGCCCCCCCCGGUCCCGUCGGCCGGCCGCCCACGCUCUGUCCCUCUAACACGCGGGGCCUUCACGGCCCUAUUGAACACACGUUAACAAUGACACGUUCACUGACCAAGCAACCAAUCAAACCACCCACCGCCGGCCACUGGGGUCGUGAGUCCGUUCCGGGUGCUCUUCUCAACCACCUCCUGCUCUAAAGCCUGUGUUGGACUGAAUAGAAGUUCUGAAUUGCAGGCAUUUCAUAGUUUGUAUUCUCAAAGCCCCUUUGCCUUUUUUUUCUUUCCCUGUGUGUGCGUGCGUGCGAGUGCGGAUGUAGGUUGUAGUUACUUUAAUCUGACUCCGUUGUUUGUUUCGUGUGCUUUUUUAGGCCUCGCGAAUCAAGCCGUCCCUUUUUUCUGAGGGUUUUCACGUUCCCCUCGCUGCCGGCCCCGUCUGCCUCUCUGCAGAAGCUUUAGGUUGAGCUGCUUGCUUUGUCUGGUGGGAACAAAAACGAAGGGGGGGGGUGGAGAAGAACAAGAACACAGAUAUGAAAGUCCUUCCUGCACGGAGGACCCUGGUUUAUUCUUUCUUGAACUUGAAUUACUUAGAACAGAAGCACUGUUGUUUAAAAAGUGCCUUCAGUGGUGCAUAUUUCAGCAGACUCCCGCUAACUCAGGAUUGGUUGCCAUUUUUGGGGCUCAUGCGCCCUCAUAUGACCCCUGACCCUUUAACUCCGACCUUCAUUCGUCGUUUGUGUACUCCGGCAGGGCUGUGGGAGCCGCGGGGGACGUCCGUGCUGCGUUCAGAGGCACGUCGGGCGUCUUACGAGUGCGUUUCACACCGACGCGCCGCACGCGGGCCCACGGCGUGUCCUAAACCUGUAUCUGUGCUUGAAUGUGAUUACUGACAUCAUGGCGGCGACGCGUCGUGCGACUGUUGUGGAGCAGAAGAAGAAGAAGAAGAAGCGUUGCGCGUCUUUGUUUAUGGGGGGCUUCAGUAGCAGCUGUGUUUGUUUUGAGCUCUCAGUGUAUUCACCUGCAGGCUGACGAGGCUUGUUAAUAGAGUGUGUAACGUUACUGUGUAUAAAGGACAGGUGAGGGUCAUUUAUGGGGCCUUUUUAACCCAGCAUCGUUUAAGCUUUGCAUGUUCACCCCUCCACCCCUAGACAUUAUGCGUGCAGGGGAAAGGACAUACUACAGCAGAUUACUUCACAUAGCUCUGAUAGCAUUACAUAAAGUCUAAAUACCAUCAUUACGCUGUUUUUCCAAUUCACUGUUGUUUCUCAACAAGACUUUAAUAUAUAAACCGGUGCCGCUUCCUGUCACGGAAACUGGGGGAACUGAGCCUCAGCCAGGGAUUUAGCGCCUUCACAAUCUGUCUUUCUUCAGGCAGCAUUUCACUCAUCUAAAAUUUUCUCCUGAAAUGUAUUUAUUUUAUUUUUUGGCUGCAAGUUCAAGAGGUUUUUAAAUACAGUUUAGAGGAAGGGAGGGUCUGCUGUGAAGUUCUCCACUUUAUCAGAGCCGACUUGCAAAACUAAAGCGUCAGUAUUAAGCCUUUUAAGGAAGACAGUUGUGUUGCGACUAAAUGGAAAAGCAGCACUAACCGUGGGUUUGUGUAAUCAUAUUUCAAACAGCCCCCCCCCCUCCAAAAAUGCAUAUAUAGAACUGAGAAAAAACAUGGAGCUUUAGUCUUUCUGUUAAUUUAUUUAAAUAUGCAAAGUGUUUCAUGGAGGAGAUGCUGGUGGAUCCACGGCCAGUUUCAACCCCGUCCACCGUAGAGUGACCAGAUGUUGGGCUCAGUCUCCAAUCGCCGCACGGGUCUUGUAUCGCAUUGCUUUUGAACUGUUUAUUAAAGAGUUGGUCCCCGGUCCUACAGAGACACAGUGCCGCUUGCUCUCCCGCCGGCCGUGCACACGCGCACACACCUGAACAGAACGGGGAUCGAUGGGAACAAGCGGCGCCACUGUACGGCUCGCUGAGACCCCAACGUAGAGAGUAACAAGCUUAAGAAUGAACGGUACAACGUGUACCUGUGACGAGAGCAUCCAUCCAUGCUCUUAAGGGAAAACCUGCUUUCGUUGUGGGGAAAAAGAGGGAACGUCCAAAUACUAACAGGGCGGCGUCGUCCUGAUUUAUCGCUGGAGGCGUAAACGGCGUUUUCACAGCGCAGAUACUAAGGAGUUGUUGUCCACCUUGCUGUGGGUCAGGACCCCCCCACAACCUGCAGGAGAUGGACAAAAAAUAAACACAGCUGUUGCUUUUGUGAUCAAUCCUGACACAUCCGUGUUGUGUAUUUCCCCUUUUUCUACACCCCACGUCGACACGAUUCGCCCGUUUGUGUCGGGAGUUUGCGUUGCUUUUUUUUUUUUUUUUCUUCUUUUUCUCCCUCGCACACACCGAGCUCGGCAAGAAACCACGGCAAGUUGUAUCGCUCCGCAGAAAAAAAAAAAAGCCAUGUGCAUUUGAGCGUACGGGAAUCCGUGUGAUUCUGUGUGAGCUCGCGGCCAUAACCGCUGUUCGAGUCGUGAAGAAGGCGCUCCGUUUCAAAGCAACCUGUACAGUCUACACUAGCACACACCCGCUCCUCUAGGCCUUACUGUACAUACGGGAGUGUUCUGUAUUUGAUGAGCCCUGUCAGUAUUGAUCUGGUUGGGGUGCAGAGCGCCGACACGAUGAGAGGCCGUGUACUGUUCACAGAACUCCUGCCGACUGAAUGAGGGCCAAAUAAAACAGGACCACACACACACAUUAACUCUUUACACAAGGUACCGGACCUUUACAGUACCGUUAUGAUGCCCGAAUGUUAUCAGCGACUCACAGCGAACACAUGACACAGAAUCAUUGGUGGAGCUCAUUUAACCGCAAUUUGGGAGAGGAAAUCAUAGAAAACUGACUUCUGACGAACUUGGGCCUGACGUAAAAGUGAGGGGAGACUUGGCAACGGGGCCGAGCGGAGAACCGCUGCACUGCUGGACCGCCUCGGCGCCCUCCGGCUGUCGGUUAAAGGACGCUCGUUCUCACUCUGGACACUGCCAGAACACGGAUCCACACACGACAGGAGGCUCCAGCAGAAUCCAGACUCUUUGUCCUGCUCGGACCACAGUUCUCCCGGUUCUGCUCAAGUCCAAGUGUACAUAAUGUAGUAUUUGCUUAAAGCUAAACAGACCAAGUUAGGCAAACUGUAACUGUACAAUUGGAGCUUUUUGCAUGUGUCUUUUUAUAAUGGACAGAUAAGUUCUAUUACAGUAAUCAUACAACAUUUUAAAACGUGUCGCAGCCCGCAUGACCGAGGUUGCAGUCCAGGAAGUGUUCUGGCGUGCCACGCUCACGUGAUUCGGCGGGAGGCGGGAAAAAAGCGGAAAAAAAAUUGCACAGUUAUGAAGUCAAAAGACUUUUUUUUGUAAAAUGUCAACAGCACAAAUAUUUUGUAUUGUUGUUUGUACCAUUUUGUAAGAAAAUGAAGAAAAGGUAACCAAAAAAAAAAAGAGGAACGAGUCUGUCGUUUUCAAGCGUGUGUUUCUAGUGCCGCUGCAAUCUUGGUUUCCAAACGCCGUACAGUACAUGCGCAGCCUUGCAGAUCAACCUUGUAAUAUAGACGCAGAGCUGGAGACUCCCUGUCAGCACCAUGUGUUAUAAAUAAAACUCCCCCCUCCUUAUACGAA